This is a messenger RNA of Harmonia axyridis, 2043 nucleotides long. It is a transcript of the gene Grd, whose product is annotated as gamma-aminobutyric acid receptor alpha-like. The record is from RefSeq and is a predicted model, not a curated record. Gene Ontology annotation, cellular component: membrane; synapse; neuron projection. Gene Ontology annotation, molecular function: neurotransmitter receptor activity; extracellular ligand-gated monoatomic ion channel activity; GABA-A receptor activity. The coding region runs from base 127 to 1704 and encodes 525 amino acids. Gene Ontology annotation, biological process: signal transduction; nervous system process; monoatomic ion transmembrane transport. The transcript has 10 exons. NCBI's taxonomy places the organism in Eukaryota, Metazoa, Arthropoda, Insecta, Coleoptera, Coccinellidae.
AAACGCGGUGUCGUUGUGACUCGGUCGCCUUUCAACCCCCUCUCAGUCAGUGGCGGUGCCGCGAUGCCCCGUUGAAGUGUCCCGUUACUAGAGACGAGUCUCCCCCCAGUUUUUUUCAACCGUUUUAUGAGGUCGGGACGACGGACGACGGUCUAUCAUAGGAAAGUUUCGGGUGUUGGAGUCGAGAUGUUCAAGCAGCAAUGCCUCUCCAUAAUGUUACUACUACCCUUUCGAAUAGUCCUGCCGAUUUCAUUGAAACACACACCCCUGGAAGCACAGAAAAACAACCACAGAAACAUAUCCAUCAUACUGGACAACUUGUUGAGAGGGUACGACAACAGUAUCAGACCUGAUUUUGGUGGUUCGCCAGCUGUAGUAGAGGUCGACAUCAUGGUAAGGAGCAUGGGACCGAUAUCCGAAGUUGAUAUGACCUACUCGAUGGACUGCUACUUCCGCCAGACCUGGGUCGAUCGCAGACUGGCGUUUCCCGGAAACGCCAGCGACACGUUGGCAUUGAGCAUUUCCAUGCUCGGCCGGAUAUGGAAACCGGACACCUAUUUCUAUAACGGCAAACAAUCCUACCUGCACACCAUAACCACCCCCAACAAGUUCGUCAGACUUUAUCAGAACGGCAGGGUGCUCUACUCGUCUAGGCUGACCAUCAAGGCGGGCUGCCCGAUGAACCUGGAGGACUUCCCCAUGGACAUCCAGAGGUGCCCCCUCAAGUUCGGCUCCUUUGGUUACACCUCUCAAGAUCUGAUCUACAAGUGGAACGACAUCAGACAAGUUGCAAUAGCGGAAGAUAUGAAGCUGUCUCAGUUUGACCUUAUUGCUACACCUGCUGCCAAUAGAACGGAUACUUUGUCUAAUAGCGACACACAUGCGGCUAAAUACUCCAUGCUGCUAGUCAGUUUUCACCUUCAAAGACACAUGGGAAAUUUUCUUAUCCAAGUCUAUGGUCCAUGCGUUUUGCUCGUAGUUCUAUCUUGGGUUUCGUUCUGGUUGAACAGGGAAGCAACAGCUGAUCGUGUCUCAUUAGGUAUCACCACAAUAUUGACGAUGACUUUCCUGGGUUUAGAAGCCAGGACGGACCUGCCCAAAGUUCCCUAUCCUACGGCACUGGAUUUCUUCGUCUUCCUGGCUUUCACAUUCAUAUUUGCAACCAUAAUACAGUUCGCAGUUGUCCAUUAUUUCACCAAGUACGGAUCUGGAGAGUGCUACUUCAGCGCCGAUUUUAACUCAGAUUCCAGCAGUGAAGAUGAAGACUGGACUUCUUUAGAAACCACAGAGUACAUUGCCAAGGAAGGCAACAGCAAAGAAGCAACCAACCAAAUCAACACCAACAGCGAUCCAAACUUCAUAGAAGUGAUACCCUUAUCAGCCUGCACCAUCCCAAUGCCUCGAAGAUCUUCCCAAAGUUGGUCGCAUCUAUCCUGUUUGAAGAAGAACAGGCAAACGGACGCUGGCAAGUCGUCGAGUUCGAACAGCACGAAUCCAGAGAUCCAGAGGGAGAUGAAGCUACGAACGACCAUAGACCAUCAACACCCCAAAAGAAGAAAGAAAAAGAGGACUCCUAGGUUCAACUCCGUCUCUAAGAUAGACAAGGCGUCCAGAAUUGUGUUCCCGCUACUUUUCGUUACCAUCAAUUUGUUUUACUGGUACUGUUACCUGUCCAGAACCAAACGGUUAAGGAAUUUGACGUAGGAGAGAUCUAUCGGGCUCAAUUGAAAAUAAUGGUUUUUCUAGUUGCAAUGAGAAUCACAGCCUUAUUCACCACUAGGCUGGUUCUUGAAGAGUCGAGCCAUGAAAACAACGGCUUUAAAAGAAAAAAUUUAAAUAUUGAAUUAUUUACAUUCAACCGUCACCUAACCUAACUUAAAUAGGGGUUCUCCAACUGCCCAAUAAUUCAUAAAACUAGAGAGGAGCGAUACCGUGAUUUUCAAAUCACGUUGUGAAACGUGAACGUUACUUUAUGAUAUCAGUGAAAUGAAAUCGUGGCGUGAUCACUGUUUAGGUUGCUCGUUAUUAAUAUUUGUAUGAAUC